Messenger RNA from Alternaria arborescens, 834 nucleotides. RefSeq lists its product as hypothetical. NCBI's taxonomy places the organism in Eukaryota, Fungi, Ascomycota, Dothideomycetes, Pleosporales, Pleosporaceae. Bases 1 to 834 code for a protein of 277 amino acids. Gene Ontology annotation, cellular component: nucleus. The record is from RefSeq and is a predicted model, not a curated record. The transcript has a single exon.
AUGGCUGGCACACGAAGAUCUACGCGUCAAACGGUUGCAGCAGCACCGAAGUACAACGAAGAUGAUGAUUCAUCCACAGCAGAAGUACAAUCCAAGCGCAGCGCCAAAAAGACGACGCGUCGCAAGCGCGAUCGCGAAGACGAAGACGCAGACGAAGAAAUAGCAGACAACAGCCCUCCGCCGCCCAAGAAAGCCGCCACGACUCAAGCGAAGGCUUCCAAAGCGAAACCAAGUCCAGACACAUCCGCGCCCAAAUCCAAGACCAACCCUCCACCCGCCCCUUCCUCACCCACAAACCGCGCCGCGAACGGCGCUCAAGAAGUCUACUGGCUCCUUAAAGCCGAGCCUCUUCCCCGCUACGAGAAUGGUGUAAACGUCGCCUUUUCCAUCUCUGACCUGCGCGCCUGCACAGAACCGGAGCCUUGGGGCGGCGUUCGCAACCCCCAAGCACGCAACAACAUGCAAGCCAUGCGCAAAGGCGACCUAGGCUUCUUCUACCACUCCAAUGCCAAGCCCUCUGGCAUUGUAGGCAUACUGCGCGUAGUUGAAGAAGCCAAAGUCGACGAAACGGCAUUUGAUCCCAAGGAUCCUUAUUAUGAUAAGAAGAGCGUCAGGGAGAACCCCAAGUGGUACUGUGUGGGCGUCGAGUUUGUGAGAGAGUUCGAUGACAUUAUAGAUUUGGCGAGAAUAAAAGAGUAUGCAAAGGAGGGGCCAUUGAGGGAUAUGCAGCUCGUUACAAAUUCUAGAUUGAGCGUGAAUAGGGUGAGGAAGGAAGAGUGGGAGUUUAUAAUGGAGUUGGUUGAUGGGGCGAACAAGAACGAUAAGACCGAGUAG